This is a messenger RNA of Triticum aestivum (bread wheat), 3071 nucleotides long. RefSeq lists its product as uncharacterized. Lineage: Eukaryota; Viridiplantae; Streptophyta; Magnoliopsida; Poales; Poaceae. The coding region runs from base 1 to 1749 and encodes 582 amino acids. The record is from RefSeq and is a predicted model, not a curated record. The transcript has 3 exons.
AUGGCAACCAGAGUGCCUCAGCAGUUUCCCCUUCAAGGGAUCCUUUGCCUUUGCUCCGUCCGGCUGGGAGAGACCGGGCGCCAGGAGCCGGUCACAGCUGUGGCCGCCUGUUGGAAUUCAAAUCGGUGUGGCGGGCGCUGGGGAGGCGCCGCCCGCCGCUUGAGCGCCACGCGGCGCCAGCAGGCCAGGCCGGCCUGCCAGCCCACGCGCGCGACGGGACGUCGCCACAGGACUGGGCCCACCACUACAGGUUCUCGGCACGCGCGCGGAUCUGUUGCGGCCGAGGUGGGCGGUUGCCCUUCCGUGGCGGCUUUAUUGCGCCUUUACGGCGUGAGAAUCGGGAGGAGGAGGGGCGGCAGAACGCACGUGCGCCUCCUCCAUCUUCAUCUUCCUCCUCUCCUCCUUUGUUGCUGCUGCUCCUUCGUCGCCGUUGCUGCUGCUGCUGCUCGCCACCGCAACGCCGCCGCGACACCAUCUUCCCCGUGCUUCUCCGAGCCGCCACCAAGCCAUGGAGAAGAGCGGUUGGGAUGGCUCGAAUGUGCACGAAGGGCACAUCGAGUUCCUCCGCGCGACGCGGAGGCUUCCCCACGCCGACGUCUUGGAGGCGCGCCUUCCCGCCGAGCGGGAGAUCUCGCCGGCACCGCGGCCCGGCGAGUUCUCGUCUUCCGCACCCACUUCCUCUGGGGUUUCGCGCUGCCCGUGAGUAACUUCCUCCGCUCCUUCCUCGUUUUCUAUGAUCUGCAGCCGUACCACCUCACCCCCAACACGGUGGUGCUGUUGUUCGCCUUCGUGACCUUUUGCGAGGGUUACCUUGGCGUCUUGCCCUUGCUUAAGCUGUGGGGCAGUUUUUUCUACCUCAAACUGGGCACAUCGGCUAAGGAGGAGCCGGCUCAGUGCAGGGCUUGCGUUGCCGUGCGGCGCUCAGGAGGAGGGACCCGCUUCCCGGCCAUCGCUCUGCUGGAGUCGGCGAAACUCUGGCAAAAAUCCUAUUUCUACGUCCGGAAUCUCCACCCGACGAAGGACUACAUUAACCUGCCGGCCGUCGAGAUCAGGUCGCCUGCUGGGUUGCGGGACAACUGGAGCCAGCAGCCGCCCAAGUGCCUGCCGCAUGCUAUCACCAACGUCCUCGUCCGGCUCCAGGAGAUGACGGACCGGGAGGGGCUCAAGCCGGCCGACUUGUUGGCCGCCUUUGUCCAGCGCCGGGUUUCGCCUCUCCAACUCCGACCGCAUAUGAUCAGCGAGAUGAGCGGUCGCCGGGAUCCAUGUCGGAUGUCCACCAAGGAACUGCCGACUGUCGAGGUGGUCCGGCACAUGAACUACUUCUCCGGCAGCAAGCUCGAUGAGGAAGAAUGGCACAUCGACAAGGAGCCAUACAGCCCUGCCAACCCGCCACUGUCGGUAAGUGUCUGGUCCGCCUUCUUCGCCCAUGCCAUACUUUACAUCCGACUUGACCACCCGGCCUCAUGGCAGCGCUUCCCGGGCCAAGGUGUGCCGGCUCCGGACCAGCAGUGGAUGCCAGACCAUGAAGAGAGCGGCGCGGGCGACCCUGAGCUGGGGGCGGCCGGCUUGGAUGACGGGGGCGAGGACGACGCCACCGGAGGAGGCGGCGCGGGAGGAGGCGGCGACGUCUGGUCCUGCCGGGAUGACGACGAGGACAACAAGGGCAGCGCGGCUUGGAGGAGUCGCGAGGACAUGAGUCGGCCCUUCGACGCCGUCUGCCGCACCCGGCACGCACAAGCGCCGGCUUGAGGGGAAGUUCGGCAGCCGACCGACAAAGAAGACCAAGCAAGCGGCCAGGACCAAGCGAUGCGAGGUCGUGAAGGUGGCCGCCAUUUGGAGGGCCCCUAAGCCGUUGUCGUACGUGUCUGGGUGAGUGUGCUUGCUGCACCUGCUUCGUACCUUUCUUCUUUCUCUUGGGUUUUUUUCUCAUUCUUGUUCCCCUGCUGAGCAGAGCAGCCAUCGCCACCAUGCGGGCUCCGUCUGCCUCACUGAUCGGUUCAGCAGGCGGCUCCGAGGAGGCCUGACGCGUGGAUCCGGUCGCCGCCCUUCAGGAGGCGACAUCGAGGAACGCUCGGGAGGUGCGCGAGGAGCGGGAGGCCAUGGAGAAGGCGUAGGCCGACGCCCAAGAGGCCGAGGCGGCGCAGGCGGAGGCCCAGGCCACGGGGAGGGCGCAUGAGGAGGCAGCGAACAGGGCGCGGGCGGAGGCCAGCGCCAAGGCCACGACAGAUCCGGCUGGUGGUGGGGUCCUGGAGACCACCAACCUCGAGCAGACGGAGGUGCAGGAGGGGGAGCACCGGGCGCCGCCUGGGACAGUCGGCGCCGGAGCAGGUGGUCGUUGACGCCACCAUCCCAAAGGCGGAGGAGGUCCAGCACACGCCGGGUGCUGGAGGGCGAGGAGGCGGCGAGCCCAACUAGCCGGAGGCGCUGCAGACCGUCGCUGGGCAGCCGGCAAGCUAGGCCCUGGUGGUGCACGCUUCCUCGCACCUGCGCCCGACGCGGACGACUUCAGAGCCGAUGCUGGUGGAAACCGCGGCCUCGAGCUCGCAGGGGGCCAACGCCGGGGCCAUGAGUGCUCCUCCUCCAGGCUAGAUGGCGGGGGCCGGAUCGGCCGCCCUGAACCUGGCGGUGCAGGACAUGCUGGACAAGUUCUUCGUCCACAACGUCACCCUCCAUAGGGCGAGGGAGGAGCUGCUGGUGAUGUGGACGUCCGUCCAGGACUGCCUCUCCGAUGAUGACUUCUCUGUCCACCUGCGCCCUGGCGGCGAGUUCCUGGUGCACUUGGCGAACCCUAGGGUUCGCGCCCGCGUGGCGGAGCGCCCUGUCCGUGCUCAUCGCUUUCGGCUUCUCUCCCAGCCCUGGGGCCGCUCCGCGGGCACCGAGCUGCUCUCCCUUCGCCUCCGCGUCGACAUUGAGAUCUCCGGGACACACGUGUGUGGCAUGAACUCGUGGCAAGUCUAAACAUUUUUAUGGCAAGUUUAGUAACGUGGUGAUGGCAAGUUUAGUUGUCAAGCAUGACAACCUUUUUUUGUAUGAGAAGUUUUAUUUUUAUUUUCUGGUUUGCUUUUUCUUUU